AUGCGUUUCGCUGCCCUUGCUACCCUUGCCUUUGCCGCUCUCGGUGGUGCCACCGCAGCUCCGGAGGAGCAUCAAGAAGAGGCUAGGGCCCCAUUUUCGGCUAUUGUCUGUUCUCAGACAAACUUCAAUGGAAACUGUCAAACCAUUCCUGACAAAGACUUACCAUGCUGCGUCAACAUCCGUCCCGGAAUCCGCGAGAAUGUUCGAUCCGUUCGAGUUGACAGUCCCCAGGAAUACUGCAUCCUUUACGAGUAUGUAACCUGUGCUUGUCCGUUCGCUGACCCCUUUCAAGGCAGAGCACUAAUGAUGCCGCUGCAAGUCGCCCGAACUGCCGGGGUCCUUUCCGUAGAAUCAACACCUCCGUAA
This is a messenger RNA of Pochonia chlamydosporia 170, 366 nucleotides long. RefSeq lists its product as hypothetical. The transcript has 3 exons. Bases 1 to 366 code for a protein of 121 amino acids. Lineage: Eukaryota; Fungi; Ascomycota; Sordariomycetes; Hypocreales; Clavicipitaceae. The record is from RefSeq and is a predicted model, not a curated record.